Molecule: messenger RNA, 1381 nt
Organism: Varanus komodoensis (Komodo dragon)
Lineage: Eukaryota; Metazoa; Chordata; Lepidosauria; Squamata; Varanidae
Product: membrane-spanning 4-domains subfamily A member 4A-like
Exons: 7
Coding region: 244-1008 (254 amino acids)
Biological process (GO): cell surface receptor signaling pathway
Cellular component (GO): plasma membrane
Source: RefSeq, a predicted model, not a curated record
UACCACUUGCAGCUUCUCGUCAUCAUUUCCUGGCUCGCCACACCCACCUCCAGCCUCAAUCCUUUUCAGCAGAGAGGUGGACCACAGGGAGUUGUAACUGUUGGCUUAUUCCCCUCCGGACUCUCCACAUUGACUCUCUGCUUUGAGGGAUCUCUGCCCUUCCAAAUUCAACAGGCUGGUGACAUCUUGGAGCUUGAUUUAGGCAUCUUUUCUUUGUCAGGAACUUUGCCGCUGAGAACACCCAUGGAAACAAUGCAGUUGGUUUCGCCCAGCAAUGCAAACAACCUCCAGACAGUCCAGGGGAUCUCUGCUAAUUUUGUCCAACCACCAGCAUCAAUUAAAUCUGUGCAAUAUGUGCAAUACCAAGGGAGCCCUGGAAACCCACCUCAGCAGUUUCCUCAGCUGGGGGCUCUGGGGAAGGCUGUUCUUCGGAAUGCCAAGCCUCUGGGGGCCAUACAGAUCAUAAUUGGAUUGCUGCACAUUAUUUUUGCAAUUUGCUUAUGUUUUACUGUGCACUUCAGCUAUGUACACUAUUCUGAAAUAUACAGUGGAAUAAUUUUCGUUGCUUCAGGAUCUGUGUCUGUGUCAGCUAAAAAACAUUUGAACUCCAACUUGGUGAAUUGCAGUGUGGGAAUGAACAUAAUGAGUGCUAUAGGAGCAUUAACUGGCAUCAUACUGAAUGUUAUGUUGCUGGCCCUGCACAGCACUCUACUGCUGGCCGGGUACAACCAUUUACAGCAAGACAUGUAUGACCCUGCUUAUAAGUCUAUGUAUUUUUCAGAAAACCUGCUGUAUGGUUUUAUUAUCACGUUUCUACUGCUCAAGUUAGUGCAAUUCUGCACUGUUGUUUUGGUAGCACAUUUUGGGUGCCGGACAAACUGCUGUAUUGAUGAUGUGGCCAUUGCUUAUGUGCCCUGCACUUCUACAGGAGGACACCUGUCUCCCACUGAAGACUGUCCUGCUCAUUUAACCUAUGUAAAGGUUGUUCCCUACCUGGAAGUUUUGUAAAGAAACCAAAAAAUCAUGAGAGAGAACAUGCCAGUAAUCCUGUUGAUCCUGCAGUUUCAAAAUCCCCUUUCAGUAUCUGCAAUGCAAUAUUCUGCCAAAUGCUAGGACUGCAAGGUUUGGUAGGUGUCAUGAGGAAAGUGGCUACAAGAAAGGGACUUUUCAGUCAGGAAGUGUCUGUUCUAAAGGACCUUAUACCUUACCUUAGGAAGUUAAUCAAGUAUGGACACAACAAUCUUUUAGACACAAGAAGUCCUUUUUAUUCUAUGAGAGCUUUAAGUUACUGCUUAACACUUUUAGAUCUUUUGCUGAUUUUGCUGAUUAUCUUAUUUUUACUGCUACUUUUACUUGCUUUUAUUAAAUGUUCCUAAUUUUA